This is a messenger RNA of Emiliania huxleyi CCMP1516, 1323 nucleotides long. RefSeq lists its product as hypothetical. The transcript is spliced from 5 exons. The record is from RefSeq and is a predicted model, not a curated record. Lineage: Eukaryota; Haptophyta; Isochrysidales; Noelaerhabdaceae. Gene Ontology annotation, molecular function: L-ascorbic acid binding; oxidoreductase activity, acting on paired donors, with incorporation or reduction of molecular oxygen; iron ion binding. Bases 1 to 1323 code for a protein of 440 amino acids.
AUGCCGCUCGCGCCGAUCCUCGCCGCGCUGCCGGCUGCAUCCCGCACCCCGGCGGGCGGCGAUUCGUGCACGGUCUGGGCAGACGCGGGUGAGUGCUCCUCCAAUCCGACCUUUAUGCUGCAGAACUGUGCGGCCGCGUGCGAGGUGGCCGGCCGCGAGAAGCGCGAGCUGGAGGAGUGUGCGGGCCUCAUCGCCGGCGCCGGCUGCCGCUCCGAGCCCGUGCUGGCCCGUUGCGGCAGUGCGUGCUUCCUGAACUUCAGCGCCAGCUGGACGCCAGACCGAGAGGGCAACUGCUGGUACUGGGCGACCGACGGAGAGUGCGACGCCAACCCAGCGUGGAUGGAGAGCAGCUGUCCGCGGAGCUGCUCCAAGCUCCGCGCGUGCGCCGCAGACCCGGCCUCUGACGCCUGCUCCGAGCCCUUCGAGUGCCCGCUCAGCCGCGACCGGGCUGGCGACUGCACCGAGCGGGCGCUGCGGGGCGAGUGCAGAGGCGGAGGCGGCGCGGCAUGGCGAGCGCAUGCCGCGCUGUCGGCGUGCUCGCUGUCGUGCCACCUGCUCGACCCGCCCUCCACCUCGCACACCGCCACCCGGCCGCUCACUCGCUCCUCGCCGCUCCUCGAUCCGCCGAGGCAGUCCCGCGGGCCGGCCCGCUGCUCCGCCAGUCGCGCCCUCUCCCUCCUGUCCGGGGAGAGGCAGCGGCGGCAGGAGGCGGCCGCCGUGCCCGGGCGGGACGCGGCGCGCAGCCUCGAGGCGUGGGUGACGGAGGGCGUGCUCGACGCGUCGAGCACAGCCGGCCCCGCGCCUGAGCCGAGCGUCCCGCGCCUCGAGACCAUCUCCGCGACGCCGCGCGUGCGCCUGCUGCACGACUUUGCGGCCGCACUCAUCGCCCUCUCCGAGCCGCUCUACCACCGCUCCUCCACCGCCCGCGCCACCGGCGACGACAAGCGGACCUCCUUCUCCGCCACGCUGCCCUCCUCCAACUCGGACGUCGCUGCGGUGCGGCGGCGCAUCGCGCGGUACUCCGGCUACCCCGAGGCGAACCUCGAGCCCCUCCAGACCGCGUGCGAGACGUGGUACAGAGGGAACCGCCACUUCACCUUCCUCAUCUACCUGUCCGACGUCGCGGCGGGGGGCGACACCAACUUCCCGCGCCUCAACAUCACCGUGCCGCCCACGCCGCUCGCUGCACUGGUCUUCGACAACUGCCUCCGCAACGGCGAGCCAGACGAGAGGACGCUGCACGAAGGCAUCGAGCCAUCGGGCGGCGCCGUGAAAUAUGCAAUCAACGGCUGGAUGCGCUCGAGGCCAAUCUCGUCCUUGUGA